This is a messenger RNA of Mytilus californianus (California mussel), 525 nucleotides long. Its product is annotated as glutathione hydrolase 1 proenzyme-like. Gene Ontology annotation, biological process: glutathione catabolic process. The annotation marks the transcript as partial. NCBI's taxonomy places the organism in Eukaryota, Metazoa, Mollusca, Bivalvia, Mytilida, Mytilidae. The record is from RefSeq and is a predicted model, not a curated record. Gene Ontology annotation, cellular component: plasma membrane. Gene Ontology annotation, molecular function: glutathione gamma-glutamate hydrolase. The transcript has 4 exons.
UAUGAACUAAUAUCCAAUCUUCUAUUGGCAUUUUUUAUAGUGAUAAUUUUGGCAGCUAUUCUGCAGAGCAAAGAAGGAAGUGGUCAGCCUAGAAAAAUUACAGUACGAAAGGGAGCAGUUGGAGCUGAUCAUGAAGUGUGUUCCAGAAUUGGAAAGGACGUACUAGUAGAUGGUGGAUCUGCUGUCGAUGCUGCUAUUGCUACUCUGUUAUGUAACGGUGUCAUGGCACCUCACAACAUGGGGAUAGGUGGAGGUUGUUUUAUGGUUAUAUACGAUGCACAGAACAAGAAAACAUUAGUGGUAGAUGGACGUGAGACAGCACCGUUAAGUUCUUCACAAGAAACAUUUGUAAACGAAUCCGGUUACAUAGGUAAGGUUAAUGUAGAACUUAAGGAUAUAACAGGGCCUCAACAAGACUCUAGAAAUAAAGGAUCUAACAGUUCAUGUGAAAUUUUCUGUGAUGAGAUGGGAAAUAGUCUACCAGAAGGAACCUUUGUUCAGUGGCCCAGACUAGCAGAAACUUAA